Messenger RNA from Cololabis saira (Pacific saury), 1504 nucleotides. RefSeq names its product R-spondin-3-like. NCBI's taxonomy places the organism in Eukaryota, Metazoa, Chordata, Actinopteri, Beloniformes, Belonidae. Bases 133 to 885 code for a protein of 250 amino acids. The record is from RefSeq and is a predicted model, not a curated record. The transcript has 5 exons.
CUCUACGUGUGGUCAUUUGAACGACCCUUGUGGAAAACUGCACCUUUUCUGACUUGUAUACCAUGGGAUUAGGGGUGUGAAGUGAGGCUGCCCUGCUGACUGGCUAAAUGCUGAACUGAAGGUAAAGGGAAAAUGCAGAUAUCGUCGUUAAUUUGUUUUUUGCACUUGAUGAAUCUUUCACAUGGCCGAAGCAGCAAGACUACUCAGCAAUCCAAACGUAUUUCUUCAGAGGGCAACGUUUGUCCAGCAGGAUGUGCGACCUGCUCAACUCUGAACGGCUGUCUGUCCUGUAAACCGCGGCUCUUCUUUCACCUGGAGCUGGAUGGGUUUCGGCAGAUUGGGACAUGUCUGUUCUCCUGUCCCAGAGGUCACUAUGGAAUGCGCUCUCCGCAUAUCAGCACCUGCAACAAGUGCAAGGCAGAUUGUGCGUCCUGCUUCAGUGAAAAUUUCUGCACACGUUGCCAUCCAGGCCACUUCCUGUUCCGAGGCAAAUGUGAAAAAAGUUGUCCAAAGGGGCUGACUGCAAACACAGUACUACAUGAAUGCACAGAGUGCCCUCCUGGUUGUGAGCUGUGUGUGAAGAGAAACAUAUGCACGAGGUGCAGAGCAGAUAUGCACCAUCUCCAAGGCCAGUGCCACCACACCUGUCCCAGAGGAUUUGAGCCUGACAUGCAGCUGUGCAUCCCCCAAAUUCACUGUGAGGUUGGAGAAUGGACAAGUUGGGGACAGUGUUCCCUGAAACGGGGCAACAGAGUCUACAGGAGGGGAGAAGAGACACGAAGCCGACAAGUCCUGCGCCCGCCGAGUAACUAUGGUGACCCCUGCCCACAUGUGUCAGACAUCAGGAGAUGUGUCAUCAAAAAGAAAGACAGGAGUCGGUUGUAAUGUGUUGAAAAGGGCCCAGGAUGGAACCUGUGUUCUUCAUCCUGAAUCAAAGGUUCCGCUAGACUCCAGCAGCUGUCCAUUCAUUAAUUUUCAAAAUACGUUUAUGUAUAAUUGCAAACAAAACACACGGCUAGAGUUUAUUCUGAUACUCAAAAGAUUGUUUAAAGAUGUAAUCGUAAUCGUUCCGAAUGUAAACGCUUUUGUGUGCACACCUACAUUUUACAUUACUUUGUCCUGGAAGUGAACCUUUCUCUAGUACUAUUUAGUAUUUGCAGGUUCAAAGUGAAGGUCUACGUGCAAUAUUAAAUUAUGUAAAUAUUAUGAAGCUCAUUGAGUCAAUAUUCAGAUUUUUUUUUUUUAAUACUACAAUGAGAAUAAAAAUGUCAAACGUAUAAAUGCAAGAAGAAAUAUCUUUGUUUUUGACCGGUGUUCUGCCAAUUUCUGCUGCUUUGCCAAAAAAUGCUACCUAAUUGUUUUCUACCUUUGCAGAGCUACAAUUUUACUGUUUUACUCCCUAAACCACGUCCUUUCCCCCCAAGUGGUUCUUGUCUCUUGCCAGGCCGUCAUUGUAAAUAAGAAUGUGUUCUUAAUGACCUGCCUGGUUAAAUAAAGGCCAAUG